Mobula hypostoma (lesser devil ray) is the source of this 4635-nucleotide messenger RNA. Its product is annotated as lysine-specific demethylase RSBN1L-like. Gene Ontology annotation, cellular component: nucleus. Lineage: Eukaryota; Metazoa; Chordata; Chondrichthyes; Myliobatiformes; Myliobatidae. The record is from RefSeq and is a predicted model, not a curated record. The transcript is spliced from 7 exons. Bases 1705 to 3891 code for a protein of 728 amino acids.
AAAAUUAUUGCUCAAUUUUUCUGCCAUUUAUUUUUUAUUUUAUUUAUUUAGAAAUACAGCACUGAUACUGAUUAGGCCUUUACAGGCUCAACUAGCCACUUGUGUAACUCUAGCCUAAUCACAGGACAAUUUACAAUACUCAAUUCAACACUAUUCUCAAUUUCACCUACCAACAGCUGCACACUUUACCUUUUGCCUUAAACAGGGAUAAAUGUUACCUAUCAACUUAGUAUGUUUCUGAACAUGCAUUGCUGUUUUGCUAUCAUACUUUUAUAUCCAUCACAGUCAACUCCUAAAUCAAGUGUUCGUAGAUUUUAAAAGAUCUAUUUCAAACCAGAUUUUGGUUUGAAUUAAAGAGUUUUGUAUCUUCACGCAAAUUUAUGGCGAUAUAGCGCUUCGAAUCGCACCGCCCAGCAGCCCCCGAUUUAACCCUAGACUAAUCAUGGGUCAAUUUAUAAUGCCCAAAUAACCUACCAACCAGUAACACGAGGAAAUCUGCAGACGCUGGAAUUUCAAGCCACACGCAUAAAAGUUGCUAGUGAAUGCAGCAUCUCUAGGAAGAGGUACAGUCGACGUUUCGGGCCGAAGGGUUUCCUGACGAAGGGUCUCAGCCUGAAACGUCGACUGUACCUCUUCUGAGAGAUGCUGCCUGGCCUGCUGCGUUCACCAGCAACUUUGAUGUGUGUUACCAACCGGUAAGUAGGCCUUUGGACUGUGGGACGUACAAACCCCUGGCAGGAAACGAACCCGAGUAUCUGGUACUGUAAAGCAUUGUGCUAACCACUAAGCUACGGUGCCGGUCCCAUGACAUCCAAUCCUGACCACCAAGUCUUUCUAGCUCAACUUUUAUCUUUCGAACAAAACCGGACAUUCUUUAGGCGCAAGAGAGUGCAGAUGCUGGAAACUGGCACCACACAGUCGGCUGGAGGCAGACAGCGGGUCGAGAGGAAAGGACGUUUUCGGUCUCCUUACAUCCACUCCCAGUCAACCGGAAACUUGUAUAAUUCCUCUUUCUUCCCGCACCCCGCUGCUGAUGUUCCUGUCUCCCUCCGCAAACCCCGAUUGCAAAGACCUUUCUCCUUGCCCGCUAAAGCAACGGCUGCCGGCGAUUGCGAGGAAGCGGGUCCGAGCAUCCACGAAUACGGAGAAAUACCACCGACCACAAGCCCGGGAGGGCUCCCCGGAGAUGAGCGGCGCCAUCGCCGUCUCCCGGACUCAGCGGCGGCCAGCUUAACCGUUGGUGACGUCGGCGGCGCGCGGCCCGGGGCCCGGGGACUCGCGCGCCGCUGGAAAACCGGCGGGAGGGCGUCCUCCUCCUCCCCCCCCCCCGUCACCCCGGAACCUAUUGCGCUGGACGCGAAAGAAAGUUGCCUGACUGAAGUGCUGCAGCUUUUCCGGUUGCGUGGAGUGUGCGUUAGUUAAAUAGUACUACAGUGGUGGUGCAAUUGCUUUAAAUGUUAUGGUUUUGUCCCGGGGGGGGGGAGAGGACAACUCCUUCUUCUGCCAUUAUGCCACAGAGCCUCUCCGCACUCGGGGCCGGAAAUCCCUCUCUUUUCCUGACGUUCUCCUUUCCGCUCUCAACUUUAGCGGAAGCGGCCCCGAUAUGCGAUUGACGCGCAGCGCGGCCAAUCAACACCCGCAGUUCGUGCUCCGAUUUGGAUGACUACACCAAAAAAAGCAGGACAUUUUUGACCAAGGUUCAAGAUGGCGCAGUUGAGUUAUAUUCGCGUUGUGGUGGAGAAAGACGACAGUGCCGAGCGCUCCGAUCUGUCGUCAACUCCCAACGCAGAGGUUCUCAAAGCGAACUCGGCUUUGAAUGCCUCAUCGGAGCAUAAUAAAACUGCAACAAAGAAAAGGAAGAUGCAACCGUUGCCCGAAGGUUACCAUAAGCCCACGGUGGAAGUGCGUGGCGCCAAUCCGCCGGCUAGUUUGUUGCCGGUGGAGAAGGAUAAUGAUGGGAAAGACAGGGACAGAGAUCGGGAGAAGGGCAGCGGUAACACCAACAAACGUUGCCCGGAACUUGGUGUUAGCUCUAAAUAUACAGUGGCAGCUCCCGUUCCUAGCACUCUCUACAGUUCCGUGACCUCUUCGCUCUAUCUCCACUCGAAAUCCAGUAAACCUUCCAAAGAAAAGUACAACACCAGCAAAGAGAAGGAGAAGAAGCACAGGGCCAAGAAAGAAAACGGUGACGUCAAAUUGCUCCAGAAAGGUAACGGUGAAAAAAGGAAACUUAGCACAGAAGAAUUUCAGUUUAAAAAAAUAAAGAAGAAAAAGAAAAAGAAACACAAGGAAAGUGAAAAACGAAAACAGCCCAAAAUGUGCAGCAAAUCCAUUCAAACAGUUUGUUCAGCGUUAAUAUCAGAAAUCAAAGACCAGCAGUUGGCUUCAAUACAAGAUGAGAAAAAUCUAACCAUUCUCUACCCCGAUGGACUGCCUGAAUGUCUAUCAGAGGAAAGUGAUCACCCUUUGCCUACUGUGUUCAGCAAUUCCAGUGUUGAAAACAAAAGUUCAAGGCUAAAUAACUUGGAAUUCAAAAGGUUUAUCCACAUAGAAGACCAGCCUAAUGGAGGAGCUUCAGUUGUGCAUGCCUACAUGGAUGAGCUCUCUUCGCUGUCUCCUGUGGAGAUGGAGAGAUUUUCAGAGGAAUUUGUGAAUCUGACAUUUAGUGAGAAUAAUUCUGCAGCCUAUUACGUCAUGGGUAUUGUUCAUGGAGCUGCUGCAUACUUGCCUGAUUUCCUUGAGUACUUUGCCUAUAGCUUUCCAAAUGCACCAGUGAAGAUGGAGAUCUUAGGAAAGAAGGAUAUAGAGACAACUACCAUUUCAAACUUCAAUGCUCAGGUGAAGCGUACAUAUUCGCAUGGUACUUACAGGGCUGGUCCAAUGCGACAGAUCAGUUUAGUAGGAGCUGUGGACGAAGAAGUUGGGGACUAUUUUCCAGAGUUUCUUGAUAGAUUGGAAGAGUCUCCGUUUUUAAAACGCACAUUGCCAUGGGGAUCACUUUCUAGUCUCAAACUUAAGUGCCGUAAAGAAAGUGAUGAUGGUCCUAUUAUGUGGGUUCGUCCAGGAGAGCAGGUGAUCCCUAUAGCGGACAUGCCAAAAUCACCUUUUAAACGACGGCGAACUACCAAUGAAAUAAAAAAUUUACAAUAUCUACCUCGUGCAAGUGAGCCACGUGAAAUGCUCUUUGAGGAUAGGACCCGAGCCCAUGCAGAUCAUAUUGGACAGGGAUUUGAGCGUCAGACUACUGCAGCUGUUGGAGUAUUGAAAGCUGUACAGUGUGGAGAUUGGUCUGAUCAACCUCGUAUAACCAAAGAUGUGAUUUGUUUUCAUUCAGAAGAUUUCUUAGAGGUGGUGCAGAGGUUGCAGUUAGAUCUACAUGAGCCACCAUUGUCACAGUGUGUUCAGUGGGUAGAUGAUGCAAAACUCAACCAGAUAAGAAGAGAAGGUAUUCGUUAUGCUAGAAUUCAACUGUAUGACAAUGAUGUGUACUUCAUUCCCCGGAAUGUUGUACACCAGUUCAAGACUGUCUCUGCAGUGUGCAGCUUAGCAUGGCACGUACGGUUGAAACAGUAUCAUCCAGAUGCAGGAGAUCCACCUGCUCAAGAUUGCGCUUAUGAAGGCUCAGAAUUACCAGCAGACACCAAGUGCCCAGUUAUGAAAAUGGAGACUGAAGAUAAAAAGCAGGGUGAUGAUGUUACUGCUGAAAGUGCAAAACAUGAAGAAAUCAAGAUAGAACUUAAUAUCACAGAGCUCUCAGAAAUUAAAGUGGCGUCUGGAAGCACUGACUCACAGUAUGUAGCUGAACUGAAAGAUCUAGCUUGUUCAAAUACCAAAACUGACUGUGGAGAUGACGAACAGCUACUCUCAGUGAACACAGAUGUGCAUGAUUAGCAAAACAACUUUUCUUAUUGAUAUGUGUAUAUUCUUUGGAGCUUUUAUUUUUUUUAAAUGUAUCUUAAAACAAUGGUGUGAUGUUCUUGCUUAUGUAAGCUCUGUGAGGCAAGCUUGUUACUGUUCUUAAGACUGUUACAUGGUAGGACAGAAAAGUACAUGUAGCUUUGUAACAUUCCUCAGUGCCUGUCCAUAACUGUGAAAUAUAACAGCACUUAGGGGGUGGGUGUACUGUCACACUGCAGGUAAAAUGGGGGGAGGGAGUUAAAAAAUACUUUUUUAUUUUUAGAUAAAAAAGUAGUACAGGUAGAAGCAAAGUUGACUUCGGCGUAUACUUUUUUGUAAGCUGAGCCAAAAUUGUUUCCUGAUUCAAGCUUAUCCAUAGAGCUUAUGUCAAACUAGCUGCAGGUUUGAAUACUGAUAUUUGUGUCAACAUGGUAGUGUAAAUACAUUUUUAUUAUAAUUAUGUAGUAUGAUUUCAAACUAAACUCUGAACCGCUUAAUAAAGGUUCAGUGUACUUUGAUUUUUAUAUACUUAAAGCAUCAAUUGUACUAGCCUUUGGUUGUUUUACACCAGCAUUAUUUUAUUUCACCUAAUGUAGAUGUGAUAAAGUUUGUGUAACCAUGCAGACAAAUCCAGACUUUCUUUGUUCCCCUCCCAGAGGGGGAAGAAAAGGAAUAGAGUGCAAAGUUAUCAUAUUCUAGAUUUCAAAAUAAAGGUAUUCAUUAUGUGCUGUUCUCCAA